This is a messenger RNA of Rotaria sp. Silwood2, 423 nucleotides long. The record is from the annotation of a GenBank genome assembly. Lineage: Eukaryota; Metazoa; Rotifera; Eurotatoria; Philodinida; Philodinidae.
AUGGCAUUAGGAAAUUUUUUAAUAAUAUAUAUUGUAAUUCGUGAAUAUACAUUACAUACAGCUAAAAAUUACUAUAUUGCAUCAUUGGCAUUUGCUGAUCUCUUAGUCGGAUUAAUAGCGAUGCCUUUUGGAUUUAUAUUUACAAUGACGGAUGAUGAAUAUUGGUUGUUUAGACGACAUUUGAAAUUUGUAUGUGAUUUUUGGCAUUCGACGGAUAUAUUUGCAUCAACAGCAUCUAUAUGUGGACUGACUACUAUUGGACUAGAUCGAUACGUGGCCAUUACAAAACCAAUGACAUAUCCAAAUUCAUUUGUAUCAACGAGAUGGUAUUAUGUGUUAUCAUUCAUAUGGAUAUGUUCAGCAGUGAUAUCUAUACCAGCAGUAAUUCCUUUUGGAACAGAACAAGUGUCUUCUCGUACGUAA